Salarias fasciatus (jewelled blenny) is the source of this 635-nucleotide messenger RNA. It is a transcript of the gene spx, whose product is annotated as spexin hormone. Lineage: Eukaryota; Metazoa; Chordata; Actinopteri; Blenniiformes; Blenniidae. Bases 1 to 603 code for a protein of 200 amino acids. Gene Ontology annotation, molecular function: neuropeptide hormone activity. The transcript has 7 exons. The record is from RefSeq and is a predicted model, not a curated record.
AUGGCUGACGUGAACGCCAGCGGUGGAAAAGAGUCCGAAGCCCGACUGACUCAGGACUACGCCUGUCAAGAAGACAUGGAGACCAACGUGAAGGGAACCAAGAACGUCUUAACUUCUCCAGGUAAACUUCCUGUCUGUGAAAAAGCCGAGGCAGCUGCAGGGCUGAGACAACAGCUGAUAAAACCCGGCGGAGGAGCGGCGGAGCCUCUGCUCUCCGCCGGACCCGUCAGCCGCCGAACCAUGAAGGUUUUGAGGACUGUCUCUUUGACCUCCUCCCUCACACUCUUCCUGCUGGUUUCCUUGGUGACUCAGUCGUGGAGCGCUCCCAAGGCCUCGUUCCAGCGGAGAAACUGGAGCCCACAAGCCAUGCUGUACCUGAAGGGCACCCAGGGUCGCAGGUUCAUCUCAGAGGACCGAAAAGAAGGAGACGUGUACGAUACUCUACAUUUAGAGACCCGCAGUCAGAACACAGAGAAGCUCAGUGUGGACCAGGCUGCCACCAUCCUGCUGAACUUCCUGCAACAGGCCAGAGAGGGAGCCGAUGAAAACCCAGACGAGGUGUAUUUCCAGGAGCUGCCGGUGUGGAAGAGAGAAUACUUCUGAUGGAGCAACGGGGCGUUUUCUGCACCUGCUGU